CAAGAAGAGAUACCUAGUGGAAAAAAAAUAAUUAGAUAAUGGUUUUAUACAUAGGAUUAAAACAAGUUUUAACGACGCUUAUCGUCUGGUACAACAAUUUCAGGUCUUUAUGCAAUUAUCACCAUUCUUUCGUAUGCUUCUUAUAUACACGAUCGGUAUGUUUGGUGGCGGACUAAUUGUCCACUUUUACUAUGCACAACAUGAAGAGGAUUUGUAUACAGCAGCACUGUUUGCAGCCAAGUCACCCAAAUUGGCAGCAGACGAUGAUGCAUAUCAACAGUUGAUUAUUUCGAACGAUUCAAUACACGAACAUGCAUUACAACAUUUAGCUGAAGCAACAUUGGCCAACGUAUUGGCUAAACAAGUACGCGUAUUCUGUUGGAUACUAACAAUGCCAACAAAUCAUAAAUCAAAAGCUGUUCAUGUGAAAGCUACAUGGGCUGGUCGAUGCAAUAAGUACUUAUUCAUUAGUAGUGAAACUGAUGAGCGUCUUCCUUCAAUAGCUGUUAUCAACACUGAAGGUCGCAACUUAUUGUGGAAUAAAACUGCUGGAGCUAUAAAAUACAUUGCAAAACAUUAUGCCAAUGACUAUGACUACUUCAUGAAAGCGGAUGAUGAUUCAUACGUGAUUGUGGAGAAUUUGCGCAAAAUUUUACAUAAACAAGAUCCCGAUAAACCAUUCAUCAUGGGCAGACGAUUCAAGCCAUUUGUUAAACAAGGAUAUAUGUCCGGUGGUGGAGGAUAUGUGCUCUCUCGAGCUGGUCUUUUGAAUAUCGCUAAUGGUCUAGAAAAUAAUACCGUUUGCCAAAGUAGUAAGCAUGCAUUUGCUGAAGACGUGAAACUUGGAUCAUGUGCUGAAGCUACAAAUGUUUCAAUAGUUGAUAGUCUAGAUGCAGAAGGACGUGAAUGUUUUCACCCGUUCUCUCCAUCACAUAUGCUUACAAAAGAUACAAACGGUUAUCCAGAAUGGUACAUAAAGUACAAUUACCACAGAAUAGAUACAGGAUUCGAUUGUUGCAGUGAUUAUGCUGUCUCAUUUCAUUAUAUUAAACCUGAAGAAAUGUAUCUCUACGAAUAUAUGCUGUAUCACCUACAUCCUUAUGGGAUACAUCGAGAUUAUAUGGAUCUAAUCAAUUAUUUACAACAGAAUAGAAUUUCCUGAUACAAUAUCACUAUUAUCACUAUCAUUAUUACUAUUACUGACCUAUUUCCUUCAACCUCCUUGUAUUUCUCUCAAAAAACGCAAACAACACAGUAAAAGUGUUUGCUGGAAAUUCAUCAUGGUUGUACAAACUGUUUAUGAGGUGUCCAUCAUUCACUCGUAAUUCUAUCUUUCAAUUGCUCUCUCUCUCUCUCUGUCACGCACACACACAUACACAGGCACAAUGAUGCGCACAAUCCUUUGGUUUUUGAGAUAUCCAUUCCUUUCUCCCUCUCGUUCACUUUCUCACACAUUCACCUCGUCUACAUGUCACUGUAAAAUACCUAAUAUUAUUAUUAUUACUUCUGUCGUCCCUCAACUUUCAAGUACAUAUCAAUCCGUAAAUUAAUCAAUGAAUCAAACAAUUAUUGUAUGGAGAACAGACAAGGAAAUUCAAAGACGAAACAUGCUCAACAAUGAAUUAUCAACUGAACUCCACCCAUUACAAAUAUUGUGUUGUUUGUUUACUAUUAUUACUGCUAGCGGUAUUGUUAUAAAUCUCCCUCAUAGCUUUUCUAUAUAGACUUGUUUUAUUUACUAAACAAUUGUUUGUAUUGUGAAAUUUGGUUUUGGUUGUAUUUUUUAAUGUCUGUUAUUUCUAUUGGUGAUUAUUAGAAUAACAUCUUCAAUAGUUUCAAUGAGAUGAGACACAUUUUUCAAACUUUAGUAUGUUUCUACUUGUUUGUUUUACAUGUGGAACUUCGUCCGGUAUUCUAUCAGUAACAAGUAGUUAUGCUGUCAAAUGCCAUGUGUAUGCAAUUUUUUGUAAGAAGAAAGUUUCAUCCUUUUUCUUUCAACUGUGUAUAUAUUCAAUGGGAAAUAAAACAGACACGUAAUGGAAUGAA
Schistosoma rodhaini is the source of this 2046-nucleotide messenger RNA. The record is from the annotation of a GenBank genome assembly. Lineage: Eukaryota; Metazoa; Platyhelminthes; Trematoda; Strigeidida; Schistosomatidae.